UAUUGGGAGAUUUGAGCUUUGUGCAUUUGGCAAGGCAGGUGGCCUUGGAGAGAGCCUAUGUCAUUAGAGUAGCUAAUGAGAAUAGUUGGGAUGUUGCUUUGAAGAUAGCUAUUGAUGAUACUCUAGAUCCAAUAUCAGAGUUGUUAAGAAGUAAACGGGAAAGUACUAGGUUGGCUCUAGUCUUGCAAGGGUCUUCAGUCCAGGCUGCAAAGUCAGUUCGGAAGAUUCAUGUUGCCCUCUUUGCAAACUUUUCAACUAAACUUACAAUUUGUGUAGCAGCAGUAGCAUUGGAGUCCAGGAACUGGUGUAUCAUUACUAGUACAGUAUCAGAGUAUCAUGUAGUAUCACAAUGGCUGAAGAGGUUUGAUAAAAGUAAGGGGUUUAAAGAGAGUGAAUCAAGAGGCAGUAAGGUAUUAGGAGAGAGUUGUAAAACUGUCACAAUUGGUAUUGAAAUAGCUGAAGAAAGAAAUUCCUUUGUUUCCAAGGAACUUAAUUUGACUAAUGGGCAAACUAGAUCUGAGGCCUUAUCAAUUUAUGCAAGAGGAAGAAAAUUAGCUAGAGAAGGAGUUAGUGCAUUUGGAGAUAUAGGGAGCAAUCAUAAAAGUCACAGUAGAGAGUUCUUGUCUGGUAAAUCUUUUGGAG
Molecule: messenger RNA, 642 nt
Organism: Scutellospora calospora
Lineage: Eukaryota; Fungi; Glomeromycota; Glomeromycetes; Diversisporales; Gigasporaceae
Source: the annotation of a GenBank genome assembly